AUUGUGAUCAGUUAUGAACAACGAAAGCAGUUGAGUUUUAACCAGAAAACGUUUUAAAAUGCAAUGCACAAACGAUUCCCAGGAUGACAAUGAAUCCCUCGUCAAAAAACAAAAGUAUCCUAAAUCCGUAUUUUUCAUAGUUGGAAAUGAAUUUUGCGAAAGAUUCAGUUACUAUGGCAUGCGAGCUGUUCUUAGUAUAUACCUGACGGAUAUUAUCCUCUACAGCAAAUCCGAUGCAAAAAUCAUUUACCACACCUUUGCUUUUAUGGUUUAUUUCUUUCCUGUGUUUGGAGCUAUGAUCGCGGAUAGUUGGUUAGGAAAAUUCUACACAAUUUUCUGGUUAUCUAUUGUCUACGCCAUAGGAAAUGUUGUCUUAUCUUUGGCGGCAGCUCCACCGGUCGAUAUGGAUACCGAAGUAUUUUCUUUGAUAGGUCUAUUUCUUAUUGCUGUGGGUACCGGUGGUAUAAAGCCGUGCGUUGCCGCUUUUGGAGGGGAUCAAUUUAAAUUACCAGAGCAAGCUCUCCAUUUAGCUAAAUUCUUCUCCUUAUUUUAUUUUGCAAUUAACGCCGGAAGUUUAUUGUCAACUAUAAUUACCCCUUUGGUUAGAGAAUCGUCUUGUUUUAACGACGAUACUUGUUUUACUGGAUCUUUUGGUUUACCAGCUGGUUUAAUGUUGAUUUCUCUAGUAAUAUUUGUAAUUGGUAAACCGUCAUAUAUUAUAAGAAAACCCGAAGGUAACAUGGUUAUUAAAGUAUCAAAAUGUAUUGGGAGUGCAAUAAGCGAAAAAAGAAAAUCUAGUGGAAGCAAAGAACAUUGGUUAGAUUACGCUGAAGCAAAACACGGAACAAAAUUAGUUAAUGACGUAAAAGAUUUACUAAAAGUUUUGUUCCUUUAUCUUCCUCUUCCAGUUUUUUGGGCACUUUUUGAACAACAAGGAAGUGGUUGGACGUUCCAAGCACGAAUGAUGACCGGCGACAUCGGUUUUUACAACAUCCUUCCAGAUCAGAUGCAAGUCGUCAAUCCUUUACUCAUUUUGAUAUUUAUCCCAGUCUUUCAAUACUUGAUCUAUCCGCUUUUCAAUAAAUUCGGCGUUUUAAAAACACCGCUACAAAGACUCGUCGCCGGUGGUUUAUUGGCCGCCGUUGCAUUUUUCGUAUCAGCAUCAAUUUCGCUGGCAUUGGAGAAUGAAAUGCCUGUACAACCCACGGAUGGAAUUGGUCAUAUUAGAAUCUAUAACAACAUGCCAUGUACUUUAACAUUUUCAACAAAUUCGCCGAUGGGAAUUGUUGAAAUAGAAUCAAAUAAAUUUUAUGAAAACACAGAUUUUAAAAUCACCAAGGAAAUCGAAUACAGCUACAGUUAUACAUGCGAUGACUAUAGUGACAAGGGAACUUUUUCGGUUCGGGAAAAUGAAGCAGUUGGGUAUUACUUUCAAAAUCCGCAUAAUUUUACAGAGUUUAUUGACAGUAAUGAGAAAAAUGUUAAUAAUGGAUAUCCAAGAUUUAGGACAUUAGUUAACACAAUGAAUAAUGAUAUAAGCAAUCUAAACGUUAGAUAUUACAACAAAAUUCGCCAUCUUCACCAAACGAGCGAUAUUGGUGAUAACGAACAAUAUGAAUUUAGUCCUGGUGAUCUAUAUGUAUGGGUUGGAAAUUCGGAAAAAUAUUUGGACUCGAAACUCGGUGGAGUUUAUGCCAUUCUAGCUUAUUCAGAUAACAAUACCUUAUUUAAUAUAGAUAUCAUCGAAAUAACGGAACCCAAUAAAGUCCAUAUGUUAUGGCAACUACCACAAUACAUCAUCAUUACUAUGGGAGAAAUUAUGUACUCCAUCACAGGUUUGGAAUUUGCGUACAAUCAAGCACCGAAAAGUAUGAAAUCGGUCGUUCAAGCUGGAUGGUUAUUAACAACAGCUUUCGGAAAUCUUAUAGUUGUUAUUAUUGAAGCAUUACAAUCUUUUGAUGAUGAGUCCUCAGCAUUUUUCUUAUACGCUUCGUUGAUGAUUGUUGAUAUGGCUCUAUUUGCUUUUAUGGCGUAUCGUUAUACUUAUGUUGUGAGAGAUGAUGAAGACGAAGAUGAUGGAAAGAAAAAAGAGUUGAAUGGUGCUGAUAAUGAUGGUUAUAAUCACAACGAUUAGUUACUAUGAAUAAUUAAUGGAAUAUUUUUUUUUAAUUUUUAUUCAAAAUAAAUUUAGGUAAAUGGUAAA
Molecule: messenger RNA, 2203 nt
Organism: Onthophagus taurus
Lineage: Eukaryota; Metazoa; Arthropoda; Insecta; Coleoptera; Scarabaeidae
Product: peptide transporter family 1-like
Biological process (GO): transmembrane transport; oligopeptide transport
Cellular component (GO): membrane
Molecular function (GO): transmembrane transporter activity
Source: RefSeq, a predicted model, not a curated record